AUGGCGGGAGUGCUCCGGUGCUGUGGUGCGUGGAACAUCGAAAGCGUCAUAUCAUUUCUAAUCGUGGCCGACGGUCAGCUAUGCGACAAGUUGUUCGAGGUCCUGCAGAAGACGUACCAGAGCAGGGGCUACCGGAUCGCUGUGCACAAAUGCGAGAACAUUGCCGAUAUUUUACGGACUAAACCUGAUCUUCACGUCGAUUUUGUUGUUUUCCCAUUUGACAGUCGAAUCAGCAAACAAGUCGACGAGGUCGAGAGCAAUAUUUGGCUGUUGGAUGAGUUUUUCGUUGUCUCGGGACGCGUUUGUCUGGUCAACUGUUAUGGUUCGCCAAAUACAAUGGGGCUCAUGUGCCAUUCUGCCAAUAAGUUGAAAGAUAAGUACCGCCUGCGAUUGUUGUCGGCUAAUGUUUACAAUCCUGAAGGACUUCAAAGCUUGGGAAACAGAAUUCUAAAUCUAGCUGAAGCAUUAUUGGGUGUGCACAGUGGAGUUCCAGACUUGAACAUGCUGACAGUACUUUGAGUUGUAUUGUGAAUAAAUAUUUC
Molecule: messenger RNA, 542 nt
Organism: Copidosoma floridanum
Lineage: Eukaryota; Metazoa; Arthropoda; Insecta; Hymenoptera; Encyrtidae
Source: RefSeq, a predicted model, not a curated record